Molecule: messenger RNA, 4141 nt
Organism: Pleuronectes platessa (European plaice)
Lineage: Eukaryota; Metazoa; Chordata; Actinopteri; Pleuronectiformes; Pleuronectidae
Gene: pank4
Product: pantothenate kinase 4 (inactive)
Exons: 19
Coding region: 11-2371 (786 amino acids)
Biological process (GO): coenzyme A biosynthetic process
Cellular component (GO): cytosol; nucleus
Molecular function (GO): pantothenate kinase activity; ATP binding
Source: RefSeq, a predicted model, not a curated record
AUGAUCGCAGAUGGCGGAGCGUGAGUUCUCUGACAGCAGCAGCAGCAGCGGCAGCGGACACACGAUGGAUAAAAGCAUCACUCUUCCUCCUGACGAGAUAUUCCGCAACCUGGAGAACGCCAAACGCUUCGCCAUAGACAUAGGUGGAUCCCUCACGAAGCUAGCCUACUACUCUAAUGUGCAACACAAAGUGGCCAAAGUGCGAUCCUUCGAGCACGGUGCAGAGGCUUCCAGUGACAAGCUGUAUGAGAUAUCGGUGCAGGAGGAGGUCACUCCUCGACUGCACUUCAUCAAGUUUGAGAAUGCGUACAUCGAAACGUGCCUGGACUUCAUCAGAGACCAUCUGGUCAACACGGGAACCAAAGUUAUCAAAGCCACUGGCGGAGGGGCGCACAAGUUCAAGGAGCUCAUUGAGAGGAAACUUGGACUCAGAGUGGACAAGGAGGAUGAGAUGACCUGCCUCAUCAGGGGUUGUAACUUUGUGCUGAGGAACAUCCCCCAUGAGGCUUUUGUGUACGCCAAGCACGCCGACUCGGAGUUCCGCUUCCAGACGACUGAUCCAGACAUUUUCCCUUACCUGCUCGUAAACAUCGGCUCUGGUGUCUCCAUAGUCAAGGUGGAAUCCGAGGACAAAUUUGAGCGAAUAGGAGGAAGCUCGAUAGGUGGAGGCACGUUCUGGGGCCUGGGAGCCUUGCUCACCAAGACAAAGAGAUUUGACGAGCUGCUACAGUUGGCCUCCAAAGGGCAGCACGCCAGCGUUGAUAUGCUCGUCAAAGACAUCUAUGGAGGAUCGUACGGCUCCUUGGGGAUGACUGGGGAUCUCAUCGCGAGCAGCUUUGGGAAAUCUGCCACUGCCGACAAAGCAUUUUCUAAAGAAGACAUGGCCAAGAGUUUACUCCAUAUGAUCAGCAAUGACAUCGGGCAGCUGGCCUGUCUGUAUGCCAAGCUCCACAACCUGACCAGAGUUUACUUCGGAGGCUUCUUCAUCCGAGGACACCCGGUCACCAUGCACACAAUCACCUACAGCAUCAACUUCUUCACAAAGGGUGAAGUUCAGGCCUUGUUCCUGAGACAUGAAGGAUAUCUCGGAGCCAUUGGAGCUUUUCUUAAAGGAGCAGAGGAAGAUAAUCCAAACCAGUACAGCUGGGGUGAGAAUUAUGCUGGAAGCUCGGGCCUGAUGAGUGUGUCUCCAGAUAUGAAUCCGAUGCAGCGCGCUCGCAGUGGAACGUUCGACAUGCUGGAGAUGGACCGUCUGGAGAGGCAGCUGGUGAAUCUGCCUCUGCUGCAGGACCCGUCCUCUUACAUCCCCGACACCAUGGACCUCACGGAGGACGCCGUGGCUCGCGAGUACUGGCUCUCCUGCUUCGAGGAGGCUCUGGACGGGGUGGUCAAGCGAGCCGUAGCGAGUCAGCCCGACAUCCCGGAGGCGAUCGAGCGAGCAGAGAAGUUCCGACAAAAAUACCGACACAAGCUUCAGACCCUCCGCCACCAGCCAUUUGCUUAUGGAUCCCUCACUGUCAGAAGUCUUUUAGACACGAGGGAACACUGUUUAAACGAGUUCAACUUUCCUGAUCCCUACUCGAAGAUCAAACAGAGGGAGAACGACAUGGCGACCAAGUAUUACCAGAAGGCGGUGAGGUCUCUGGACCAGUUGAGCUGGGAGCAGAGACAGUUUGCCCUGGUGCGGGGCGUCCUGGCUGGGAAUGUCUUCGACUGGGGAGCCAAGGCCGUGUCAGAUGUCCUGGAAUCGGAUCCUGAGUUUGGGUUUGAGCAGGCAAAGCAACAGCUGGAAGAGCGGCCGUGGCUUAUUGAUUCCUAUGACCAGUGGCUGGAAAGACUGAAGGGUCCUCCUCACAAGUGUGCCUUGUUUUUCGUAGAUAAUAGUGGAGUAGACAUCAUUCUAGGGGUGAUACCCUUUGUUCGAGAGCUUCUCUCUCGGGGAACAGAGGUCGUGUUGGCCAGCAACUCUGGUCCGGCCUUGAACGAUGUGACGAACGGUGAACUGCAAAUUCUGACGGAGAGAAUCGCGGCCAUGGAUCCAGUGAUUCAAUCUGCUCUGACGGAGGACAGGUUGACGUUGGUCCAGAGUGGAUCCAGUUCUCCUUGUCUGGAUCUGAGCCGUCUGGACAAAGUGCUGGCACAGGUUGUGCGCGAGCGGAAGACCGACCUGGUGAUCAUCGAGGGAAUGGGCCGGGCCAUUCACACCAACUACUACGCCCGGCUCAGCUGCGAGAGCCUCAAGAUGGCCGUCAUCAAGAACUCGUGGCUCGCCGACCGCCUGGGGGGGAAGCUGUUCAGCGUGGUCUUCAAGUACGAGGUACCGGCCGGGAAAGCAACCAGCCCGGACUCUGCGCCUCUGUCGCCAUUGUGAGCGAGAGGGCGGUUCCCAAAGGACAGGGUGUGGAAGUGGAGCGGCCAGAGGCGAUUGGCCGGAGCUCUGAAUGUGAGGAUGUGGAUCACGUGCUGCCACCGGGUGAAUGAUUGUAAAGCUGAUUGCGACGUGUGGGCAGAUUUUUUUUUUUUUAACUGAUCAUUUACAAGGAGGUUUUACUUUUUUUUUUUAUUUUAAGACAUUAUUGAUUUUACUGCAGGUUUGAUUUUGGAGAAUUACUGUUGCUUCCACGCAGGCCUCUGUCCAUUACCCUGCACAUUACACUACAGCUGCUUUCAGACCGGAUAGUUCCCAACACGUGAUGUAACAAAGCAAACGUCCAAGCCACUUGCUUUGGACACUUUCUGGAGCUUUUUUCGAAAAAAAUGUCAAACUGAGCCCAGGGUGAGAAUACAGUCGAGAAAAUGUCCAGAUAAAUUAAGGGGGGGGGGCUUGUCGGUGAGGUCUCUGAUUCAAAACUGAGAACGACAGAAAGAAUACAAAUUUCUCUGGAGGUAAAAGAAGAGACCAGAUUCAAGAGCUUUUAGUGACGAGGGCCAGUGCUGGUGUGAAUGUGCUGUAAACAAAAUGUCAUGUCAUGUCCCGCUCCAGACAUUUUCCUGUUGUUGUGUCCAGACUUCCUGUUUGAAAUGGAAAAAACACAUUCAUCACCACCAAGGUCCAGUUAACAUGAACAAAUGAGAUCUGAAAAAUGAUUUAAGAAAGAAAACUUCUGCCAGCCCCUUUGGACGAUUUUGAUUCUUUGUGUGCGUUGUGUGUUAGAAAGAGAGAGCGAGUGAGAGAGAGACAGAGAACCGCUGGAGUAAUGGCAGCUUUUAGCAGAAUCCCAUUUUACAUAAAGUGUAAUUAACGUGCCUUGAGUUUGACGUGAUAAAAGCAUCCUUUACUCAGACUGCCUUGUAUCCCCGUCUGGCUGCACCCCCCCCCCCCCCCCCCACACACACACACACAUCUGCUUCCCAGCAUGUCUCAGUCUCACGACAUAGACGAGGAAGAAUCCACUAAUUCCCUGUUUUUAGUUUUUUUUCCCCAUGACUGCCAGUGAAUGAAUUGAGAUGAAGAAGUGAAUCAUUGUCGCUCGUCGCUGUAGAAGUGGCAUCAGGGAAAAUGAAUGCAUCAGUGGGAGAAGCUGCACUUUAUCACAUGCCCGAGACCUGUGUUCCUCCACAAGGUGGCAGUGUUCUACUGUGUUUGUAUUUUCAAAGAUUCCUCGAGUCUUUCACCAGGUGCUUGGUAUCAGUAUUAACCCUGCGUAUGUCAGGUGGAAUACUCAGACGGUCUCAGAUCAAAGCAUCUCGUGGAACUGGAAGUCACUGUAAUUAACAUGUACAACUACACACUGGUAUCCAUCCCUAGGUCAGAAUACACAUCUGUUUGAAGCCAAUAAUACUGCAGCACGGAGAAGUAACAGGCUUUAAACUCUGCGUGGCUGUGAAGUGGAGGAUUAUAUUAUUGACUUCAUCAUAAAUAUCUGGAAUCGAGGCAGGAACAUUUCACGAGCUGGUAUGAAAAUAUUCACCAAAGUCACAGUCGCCAGACGUUUGGAUUCACAUAUUGCAAUAUUGUAUGUUAUUUGUACAUAUAUGUGAUAUACAAGUGUGUGUGUAUACAUAUAUAUAUAUAUAUAUAUAUAUAGAAAUGUAUGUAUGUAUAUAUAACCUGUUUGCAUCACUUCACAUAAGCGCACCAUGCACAAUGUUGUGUAAUAUUCUCCUGACAAUCAGUUUUAAUUAAACGGUUAAAAAGUGA